Molecule: messenger RNA, 2057 nt
Organism: Syngnathus typhle (broad-nosed pipefish)
Lineage: Eukaryota; Metazoa; Chordata; Actinopteri; Syngnathiformes; Syngnathidae
Gene: rundc3ab
Product: RUN domain containing 3Ab
Exons: 11
Coding region: 181-1473 (430 amino acids)
Cellular component (GO): cytosol
Source: RefSeq, a predicted model, not a curated record
AUUGGGGAGAUUGAUAAUAAAAAGAGUCACGACACGCGACCUCUGUUCCUUUUGCAUGUUUCGGCUCCUCCGAGCGUUUCCUCCAUCCUCUCGCGUCGUGGCUGGUUCUCGUCCGGGCGUGAAUGAGGCGGACCGGUGUCGACAAGGGAGGGGUCCUUUGAUAGCAGGGCUGCCGGGCGGAUGGAGCCCUGCUGUUUGACCAUGGGUGAAGUGUCGAAGAAAGCAUCCACUCGGAAUGUGGCGGUGGAGAGGAAGAACCUCAUCACCGUGUGCAGGUUUUCAGUCAAGACCCUCUUGGAGAAAUACACAGCCGAGCCCAUCGAUGACUCAUCGGAGGAGUUCAUCAACUUUGCAGCCAUCCUGGAGCACAUUCUCAGCCACCGUUUUAAAGAUAGAGGAACAUUUCUUUCAGGCUCUAGCAGCUGGUUCGAUGGCCAGAGGAGUUUCUGGGACUUUGUUCGACUGGCUUGCGCCAAGCUGCCAAAUAGCUGCAUUAGCAGCAUCGAGAACAUGGAGAACAUCAGCCCAUCGCGAGCAAAAGGCCGAGCCUGGAUAAGAGUGGCCCUGAUGGAGAAGAGGCUGUCAGAAUAUAUUGCUACUGCCCUGAGGGACAUGAGAACGACAAGACGCUUCUACGCAGAGGGAGCCAUCAUGCUCAGAGAGGAAGCCUCCGUGCUAACCGGGAUGCUCAUAGGCCUGGGAGCCAUCGACUUCAGUUUCUGUCUUAAAGGGGAAGCCUUGGAUGGCAAAUCGUCCGCAGUUAUUGACUACACGCCAUAUUUGAAAUUCACACAAAGCUACGACUACGUGAGCGACGACGACGACCGCCAGAGCGUUGAGAGCAGCACGAGCGACGACAGCAUCCCCGAGCAUCCUUACGUGCCUCUGCUCACAGACGAGGAGAGCUGGAGCACAAAGUGUCGCAAGAUGGAGCAGAGGUUCAAGAUUGUUCAUGCGCAGAAGGGUUACUUGGAGGAGCUGGUGCGGCUGCGGGAGUCCCAACUGAAGAACACAGAGGCGGAGAACAAGAGGCUGAAGGCCCGCCUGGAUGAGCUGCACGGCCAGAGUCACCAGGAGAAGAAAGAGCUGGAAACUGUCGUCCUGGAGCUUCAGGAGCAACUAACAAGUUUGAUUCCAUGUGACACCAGCCACUUGGCUAAGAACCUGACCAUCCCACUAGUGAACCAAUGGCCUCUGCUCGAGCCGUACAACAGGCAGGACCACGUCAAACUUCUCCGCAGGAGGAGUUUCCCUAGCACGGAGCUGCUGUCAGUGGAUUCAGAUCCUCUAAGGUCGGAAGGGAAGCAAAACGGAGGCGCCUGGUGCACGGAAAAGGAUUACACCCCUUCCCUAAUGGGACUUUGUGGCUCCUUGGGCUCCCUUCCAAGCUGCAAGUCUCUAUCAAGCCUCAAGUCCAGUGAGUGCCUGGUCAACAUCAGCACAGAGAACAGUCCUGCCCUCUCUCCCAGCUAGGGGUCGCCAAAGUCAAGACCACCGUCCAUUUUCCAGAUGCUGAAAGCAAACCGUCAAACUAACGCCUCUUGGACUGUCACCACUUUCUUUCCCUCUAGCGCUAUUUUGACAUUUGUGAAAGAAUAGCAGGACAUUCCACGAAAAAAAAAAAACAGUAGCUGCUGUACUGCCUGACGCCCUUCUCUCAUCUUGUCAUAUACGGGUUGACUAACAAGCGUCAACCAGUCACUGUUAUCGUCGACGUUUCUCUGUAUCUAGCUAUUGGAAUUAGUACACCCCGAAAAAUCAUCCUCCCUUCGGAUAGUUUCAUGGCAUUGCUCUUUGCUGUGUGAAUUUCAAAAAACAUUUCAUUUAACUUUACAGGGACUAACUCCAAUGGGGGAAAAAAAAAUACUUCUUGAGUUAGCUUUAGAUUAUUAGCUAGAUUUAUUAGCAUCCGGCUAACAAAGUUUGCAGGAGCAUUACAAUGCAAAGUGCAUCAUGACUAUGCAGAAUGAAUGUUCCCAUUGUAUUUUUUUUCCCCAUAUACCCGACACGAGCGGGAGAGAAACAAGCGACUGUCUGAACUGGAUGAGUGUAGCCCU